AUGCCGCCCCGAGUUGUACGUGUGUUUCAAAAGAACGAAGUUGAAAAACCUUAUUGCGCGCAGCAUCGUUUUAUUAUGAUGCGAAAGGAAGAGAAAGAACAGGGUGCUGGAUUUUAUUCGGUGGUAAAUGACGCACCUUACACUAGUGUUUACGAGCAGGAAGCUGUCGACAAGCAGAGAAGCAAGCAACGAUGGAUCGGGGGGCCCUUCCGUACUGCUAUUGGGAAGGCGUCAAUGCAGGUGGUGCCAGAGAAGUAA
This is a messenger RNA of Plasmopara halstedii, 258 nucleotides long. RefSeq lists its product as uncharacterized. The record is from RefSeq and is a predicted model, not a curated record. The transcript has 3 exons. NCBI's taxonomy places the organism in Eukaryota, Oomycota, Peronosporomycetes, Peronosporales, Peronosporaceae. The coding region runs from base 1 to 258 and encodes 85 amino acids.